Uranotaenia lowii is the source of this 3558-nucleotide messenger RNA. RefSeq names its product zinc finger protein 454-like. NCBI's taxonomy places the organism in Eukaryota, Metazoa, Arthropoda, Insecta, Diptera, Culicidae. The coding region runs from base 907 to 2619 and encodes 570 amino acids. Gene Ontology annotation, molecular function: RNA polymerase II transcription regulatory region sequence-specific DNA binding; DNA-binding transcription factor activity, RNA polymerase II-specific. Gene Ontology annotation, cellular component: nucleus. The record is from RefSeq and is a predicted model, not a curated record. The transcript has 5 exons. Gene Ontology annotation, biological process: regulation of transcription by RNA polymerase II.
GCAGCAGCGGCAGCACCAAGAGUCGUUCGAGUUCGGGUUUAAGUUUGUUUACUCAGCUUAUCUUGAUGUCGUCACACAUGGCGAUAGGCCAAGUCUGGACUUUUUUCUACAGUAAACAGAGAAGAACUUACCACCUCCUGUAGUCGAAUGCAAACAAAAACGGUUCAUCACUCGGUGUCAGCUCGGGUUGACCCCAGCAGAAGUGCCCAGGAAGUCACCAAUCGUAGUCAUUCGUAGCCGGCAACAAACAACGACAAAGCUAGAAGCACAGCGUUCGUGGCCUGAUGAAAAGAACUCAUUAGAAUUUCAAUUUAAACUCUUUUGAACUCGACGACCACCAGCAAGCAACGGCGAGUGAAAAGAACAAGAAAACGAAUGAAUAUUACAAUAUACAAAAUCGGAGCAAGAAGACGACAACGGCGAGUGUGUGUUUAUGCAUAAUAGUACUCUUUUUCUCUGGAUUUGCUUGAUCGCUCGAUACGCUCAAACGUGAACAAAAAGUAUAACACAUAUCUGGAGAUAUGGACGGGUCAAACAUCUAGAGGCCAAAUGUAGAGCAGACUAAGGACUCGACCAGUCCGUCAGUCGGUGGUUCGCAGCUGGAUGAAAAUGUAGUGUAAUGUAGUGACAAAGUGAUUUAACGCUAUCUGGUGGUGGUUUACUAACACGAAACUUUUUCCACUAACAAAAAAAAAUCGGAUUAAAGCAUGCCAUAGCUGCAGAAAAUCUUCGUUCGAUACAGUCAACCAAAGAAUUUGGGGUGCCAUAAGUGAUAAUCUAGUUAAACCUAAGUAGGCUCUCGCGUAGUAGUUGAAAAAAACGUGCAUUUAUAACAACUUUUUGCAAACAAAACAAAAAAGGCGGUUUGCUCACAAUACCAAAACUAACAACCAAACUCCUCUCAAAAUGAAACGUACUCGCCAAAGUAAAUCCUCAACUGCUGCUGCUGCUCCAGUAGCAACCGUCAGAAAACCCCCGGCCAAACGAAAACCCAAAGCACCACCUUCUUCGGUAAAGAAGGAAAGCAACAACAAUAACGUACCUCUCAUGCCGGAGGAGGAGAUUCCGCGCGACGAACCCGCAAAAAUUUUCCAACUCAACGAACUCGACUCAACCAGCAACGACGAGACUCCGGCAGCCAUCUUCGAUCUCUCGGCCCUCCCGGAACAACCCAUCCUGGCCGAAGUCGAGGACCUCGAAAACGGCUACAUCAUCCUGGCUGUCGAUAAUGAUCCGAACCUUACCCUUGCUUCCGGCGGAUCCAUUUCCGAUUCAUCUUCUCCAAGCUCAACCAAACAAUCGUCCUCAUCGAAAAAGAAGGAACGCAAAAAGUACAUCUGUCAGGUGUGCGACAAACACUUUAUGGGCGCCAAUGAUUUGCGCAAGCAUUUGCGAAUUCACAACGACGAGCGGCCGUACGCAUGUCCCCAGUGUCCGAAUCGGUUUCGGCAGGCGGGCUGCCUCAAGAAUCACAUCGCCUCCCAGCAUGGGACCGAUACGCUGUAUACCUGUGAUUUGUGCGGGAAAACUUUCCCCAUCAAGGAGCGGUUGCGGUUGCAUAUGCGGGUUCACACCGGGGAGAAGCCGUACCAGUGUAGCAUGUGUCCGAAGACGUUUGCCCGAGGGGGACAGCUAACUCAACAUCUUGCCACGCACAAUGGAAUCCGGAAGCACAAAUGUGCCCACUGCUCGUCGGCGUUUUCCUGUGCCGCCAAUCUGAAGAUGCACCUCAAGAGUCACCUGGACAUCCGGGAUUACACGUGUCAUAUCUGCGGAAAAGGAUUCUACCGGCCGGAUGCGCUGAAGAAGCAUCUGCUCUGCUAUCAUGGCAAUCUGAAGGCUUUCCAUUGUAACAUAUGCAAUAAAAUGUUCAAGGGUCAUCUGCCGCAGCAUAUGAGAACUCAUAAGAUGAUUCGACCUCAUGGAUGUGCGGUUUGUGGAGCUGUUUUCUCGCAGCGAUCACAGCUCGUGGUGCAUCAGCGAAUUCAUACUGGGGAGAGACCUUAUCGGUGUCAGGUCUGCUGGCAGGCCUUCGCCCACUCCAGCGUGCUGAAGCUGCACAUCCGGAAGCACACCGGCGAGAAGCCGUUCGAGUGUCCGAUCUGCGCAAUCGGCUUUUCGCAGUUGCCACACCUCAAAAAACACAUGCUCUCUAUCCACAACCAGGACAAAUCGUACCUCUGCAAGGCGUGCAACAUCUUCUUCAAAACGAAGCUGGACCACCAGAAUCACAUGGCCAGCUGCUCACCGGACGACAACCAGCCGGCCACGGUGGAAGAGCUGAUCGAUCGGAAUGUUAAGGCGGCCAACAGUGGAGUGGAACCUCCGAUGCCAUUGUCCCAUAUGAGAUUCCUUGUUGCCAUUUUGCUGAAGAAAAUUUCCACCGAUCAGCGGUUGAAGGAUUUGGGUUUCGACAAACGGUUGAUCGAUAAUGUGCUCGUCGAUUCGUUGAAAUGCGCAGGACGCUCAGUGUGUGACGACAAAACGAUCGAGCCGGCCGCCCGGCUGAAACAGAAUGUCCAGGAGCUGCUGGAAUGGACUGUCCCGGCACAGUACAUGGAGGAGUUUAAGAAAGCUAAUCGAAGCACUGAGGAACUGCUGGAGGAUUUGACUAACUAGAAAAUCGUCGUCUGUGGAAACGGACCGUCACGAAUAGCACACUUCUAAUAGCAUUUAGGAUUAGAAAAAUUGAUUUAAGUUUAUCACAGUCAAACUUGUUGAUAAUUCGUUGCCAUGGAACACCUUUUCGACGUUUCCGGUCACUUGAAUUCAUGUUAUUUUUUUUUUGAAGGAUUUAUUAUUUUUAAGUUUAGUUUAAUUUAAGUUUACUUUUUUCAACCAAAUCGAUGCAGGGAUCCGACAAAAAAAAGUUGCAUUUCCUUUGUUCAUAAUUUGCCAUAAUAUUAAGCCAAAUUUGUCGGGGAAUAGUUUCUUAAAUCUUUUUCAUUUCAAUAAUUUCAUUGCUCCUUCUGGAAGUUUAUUCCCGAAACUUCCUCUCUAAUAAACAGAAUAAAACAAGUGCAAAUCUAGUCAUGCGAUUGCCAUUUUUCGUUAACCCAUCAAACCUAUAUCAUUUUUGACCCGAAUGACAAUUGUUAAAGGGUCUUUAAUAAAUAUUAAUAAUAAUAAUCAAACCUAUAAUACCCCUAGAUGUAGACUAACCUCCCUUAGAACAAAGAAUACUUUAUACAUAUUCUUGAUUCUUUUUCUACAAACAAGAAAAAACGAAAGCUCGAACCAAAAAUUAACCAUUUUUGCUAAUCAUAGUCGUGAAACAGAACCAAAAUACUGCAAUUUGGUAACUAAAUGUACAACAACGCGAACUGUAGAAUGAAGAAGCAAAAUUGGGCGCACCAAUUCCUAAAUCACAACCAAAAAGAAAAUGCCAGUGUGAGUGUAGCGUUUAAGUGUAGAAGUUUUCUAGUUUAGAAACUCGGAUGUUGUUAGUAAGUUAAUGUCUUUCUAGGCGUGUAGGCUUCACUGUAGUGUGUAUUAUUUACCUAUUACUACUAAUAGAUCAAUGUAAAGUUCAAAACGAAUGUCAUCGUAAUAUUAAUC